AUGGAGCACGGCAUCCAGAACCUGGGCCUGGAGCUCUCGGAAGAAGGAGAAAACUCUGAGGAAGCCAAGAACGUCACAGCGCGAGGACUUCCGCAGAGGAGGAGUCUACAGCCUUUCAUCAAGAUAAGAAGUUUCUGUGCAAGGCAUGCCAGACUGUUCCAGAAGAUCCUGUUGGGCCUCUUGUGUUUGGCGUACGCUGCCUACUUCCUGGCAGCCUGCAUCCUGGAUUUCCAGCGGGCGCUGGCCUUGUUCGUCAUCACCUGCUUUGUGAUCUUUGUCCUGGCUUACCACUUCCUGAAAAAGUUCUUCGGUAAAAAAGUUACCAGAUGUCUGGAGCCCUGGAAAAACUCUCGCCUGCGUGUUUGGAUGACAUGGGUGCUUGCAGGUGUCUCUCUGGUCGGCCUCAUCCUGUGGCUGGCUCUGGAUACGGCCCAAAGGCCGGAGCAGCUGAUCUCCUUUGCAGGAAUCUGCAUGUUUCUCCUCAUCCUCUUUGCCGGCUCCAAACACCACAGUGCAGUGUCUUGGAAGACAGUGUUCUGGGGCCUGGGUCUUCAGUUUGUCUUUGGGAUCUUGGUCAUGAGAACUGACCCUGGAUUCAUUGCUUUUCAGUGGCUGGGAGAACAGGUUCAGAUUUUCCUGGACUACACUGUGGCUGGCUCCAGUUUUGUCUUUGGAACUACCCUGGUCCAAGAGGCCUUUGCUUUUCAGUCUUUACCAAUCGUCAUUUUCUUUGGGAGCGUGAUGUCCAUUUUAUACUACCUGGGGCUCGUGCAGUGGGUCAUUCAGAAGAUCUCCUGGUUCCUGCAAGUCACCAUGGGCACCACUGCCACGGAGACCCUGGCUGUGGUGGGAAACAUCUUUGUGGGGAUGACUGAGGCACCUCUGCUCAUCCGCCCCUACCUUGCAGACAUGACCCAGUCUGAGCUCCACGCCGUGAUGACCGGAGGGUUUGCCACCAUCGCGGGCUCCGUGCUGGGAGCCUUCAUAUCCUUUGGGAUAGAUGCGCCAUCCUUGAUCUCGGCCUCCGUGAUGGCCGCGCCUUGCGCCCUGGCCUUGUCCAAGCUGGUGUAUCCGGAAGUGGAGGAAUCCAAGUUCAAGAGCAAGGAGGGGUUAAAGCUGCAGCGCGGGAAGGAGAGGAACAUUCUGGAAGCUGCCAGCAGUGGAGCCACAGAUGCCAUAGGUCUUGUUGCCAACAUAGCAGCCAACCUGAUCGCCUUCCUGGCCGUUUUGGCCUUCAUCAACGCUGCCCUCUCCUGGAUGGGGGAACUGGUAGACAUACAUGGCCUCACUUUCCAGGUCAUCUGCUCCUAUGUGCUAAGGCCCAUGGUUUUCAUGAUGGGUGUGGACUGGGCAGACUGUCCGAUCGUGGCUGAGAUCGUGGGCAUCAAGUUCUUCACCAACGAGUUUGUGGCCUACGAGCAACUAUCUCAGUACAAGAACAAACGUCUCUCUGGAGAGGAAGAGUGGCUCGAGGGCAAGAAGCAGUGGGUUUCUGUGAAGGCUGAAAUCAUCGCAACAUUUUCGCUCUGUGGAUUUGCCAACCUCAGUUCCAUAGGAAUCACACUUGGUGGCCUAACACCAAUGGUACCCCACCGGAAGAAUGACCUGUCCAAGGUUGUGGUCAGCGCCCUCUUCACAGGGGCCUGUGUGUCCUUUAUCAGCGCUUGUAUGGCAGGAAUCCUCUACGUUCCCAGGGGAGCCGAAGCGGACUGUGUCUCCUUCCUAAACACGAGUUUCUCCAACCGAACCUACGAGACCUUCGUGUGCUGCCGAGAGCUCUUCCAGAGCACCUCUGCAAAUGGUACCAACCCACCUUCUUUUUCUGGUCCCUGGGAAGACAAGGAGUUCAGUGCCCUGGCGCUUGCUAACUGCUGUAAAAUCUACGCCAACGCGGUCUGUGCCUGAGCGCUCCGUCGUCCCCGUAACACUUCUGACAGCUGCUCUGCGGUCAGGGGCAUUUGUACACUCAGGGUUAACAUUCUGGAGUGAAUGCAUCAGGAGCUAUGACAGUAAAAUAUUCCUUUUGGUUCACUCUAUCCCAAAAAUGAAAAUUAGCAUUUGUCUUUCCAUUGUCUGGGUGAAUCACAUAGGAAAUUCCUCCUGGGCCCUCUUGAGCUAAUAUUUAAAUAAAUAAAUAAAUGUCACCACAUCAAAAACGUCUUGAAAACCUGGCUCCAAGUUGCCAUCUUAAAAAUAUGCGUUGCAGUAUGCUAUGAAAGAUUUAGUGCGCGUCGUGUCUGGGGACAGAGGUAGAGGAGACUGUAUUUCUUGGGGUUUUGUAGAUGUGCUAGGUUUAUAUUACUAAAGUUGCAUGUAAAAGGUACAUGAAUAUUUAAUGGUAAAAAUUUUCUGGUUGUCACAUAUUUGUAAACUGCAAACUCCUUGACAUCAAA
Molecule: messenger RNA, 2393 nt
Organism: Octodon degus (degu)
Lineage: Eukaryota; Metazoa; Chordata; Mammalia; Rodentia; Octodontidae
Gene: Slc28a2
Product: solute carrier family 28 member 2
Exons: 17
Coding region: 1-1905 (634 amino acids)
Biological process (GO): nucleoside transmembrane transport; retina homeostasis
Cellular component (GO): membrane
Molecular function (GO): purine nucleoside transmembrane transporter activity; nucleoside:sodium symporter activity
Source: RefSeq, a predicted model, not a curated record